Molecule: messenger RNA, 1017 nt
Organism: Drosophila erecta
Lineage: Eukaryota; Metazoa; Arthropoda; Insecta; Diptera; Drosophilidae
Product: phenoloxidase-activating factor 2
Exons: 2
Coding region: 37-1017 (326 amino acids)
Biological process (GO): proteolysis
Molecular function (GO): serine-type endopeptidase activity
Source: RefSeq, a predicted model, not a curated record
ACAAUUCUUUAUCAAUGGUCAGAACUGUUUAUAACAAUGACCGGAUUCCUAAAGCUAUUGGUCUUAUUAUGUGCUGUUUCAAAGCUGAGUGCGCAAAUUUUAGAUCGUGCUGAAGAACAGGAAAAUAUGGAAAGAAACCUGGAUGUAAUUUUUAAUUCCAAUAAAUUGGGAAAUGAGCCUUUGAAACCCAGGCCAGGCUGUGGAAUUCGCAAUGUUCCUGGCUUGGAGUGGAAUGCGAAUAUUGAUAUCACAAACUAUGAAUCCAAUUUUGGUGAAUUUCCCUGGACAGUGGCUGUCCUGAAGUCUGGUAACUAUUCCUUUGUCGGCACACUUAUACAUCCCCGGGUGGUUUUGACUGCUGCUAACCGGGUUGAAAAUGGUGAAACCUAUACGGUUCGUGCUGGAGAAUGGAACAUUAAAUCCCCUGAUGAGCGUCUUAAGCCGAAAGAAAUAGAGGUGCAAAGUGUUAUAAAGCAUCCCGCAUUCAGAAUGGACAAUUUUCAAAAUGACGUGGCACUUUUAAUCCUCCAGCAAUGGUUCGAACUGGACGCACAUAUCAAUGUGAUAUGUCUACCUGAUCACGGAGCUAAUCCACCACGCAAAUCAGAGUGCUAUGCCAAUGGAUGGGGCAAGGAUGGCUUCAGAGACUUGGGCCAAUCUAUCGCAAUAAUGAAACGGGUGCCAUUUCAUGUUGUGGGGUUUAGUGAGUGUCGGGAUCGCAUCCUAAAAGACGCCAGCGAUUGUAGACCUGAGUUUUGUCUGAGCAGAUCCACCUUAUGCGCCGAAGGCCAGAUAUCCGUCGAUAUGUGUCAUGGUGAUGGUGGCGGACCACUGGCCUGCCCCAUUGGAGAUCGCUACCAACUUAGUGGCGUUAUGUCUUUCGGAAUCAAAUGCAACGGGAUUGGAUCGGGCUAUGCCAACGUGGCCUUGGUGCGGAAUUGGAUUGACCAGGAACUUACGGCCAUUGGGCUCGAUAUAUCUUACUAUUCCGCCGAAUCAAGCUUGCUUACAAUUUAA